Molecule: messenger RNA, 1161 nt
Organism: Cucurbitaria berberidis CBS 394.84
Lineage: Eukaryota; Fungi; Ascomycota; Dothideomycetes; Pleosporales; Cucurbitariaceae
Product: carbohydrate phosphatase
Exons: 1
Coding region: 1-1161 (386 amino acids)
Biological process (GO): sulfate assimilation
Molecular function (GO): 3'(2'),5'-bisphosphate nucleotidase activity
Source: RefSeq, a predicted model, not a curated record
AUGACAACACCAUACUCCGCUGAGCUCCGUCUCGCCUUGCAAGUCGUCCAUGCCGCAUCCGUCCUGACGAAAUCGGUGCUCCGCAGCCUGAAAAACAAUGUAUCCGCCGAAACCAAAGCCGACGAUUCUCCCGUCACGAUAGCGGACUUCGCCGCACAGGCCCUGCUCAUUUCAGUCCUGCACGCCGUGUUCCCAGAAGAUGCAUUCAUUGGAGAGGAGAGCGCCGAUGCACUCCGCUCAAAUGAGACUCUGGCGGACCGAGUCUGGCAGCUUGUGCUACAAGCCAAAAAUGCGGAGGAGACCCGAAUGAGCGACGUGCAGCACGUGCGGAGCGGAACUGCUGCGGGCGGGAGCGGGGACGAGGGAGCUUUGACGUUAUCUUUCCCGGCAAGCAAGGAGGCCAUGUUCGAUCUUAUCGAUCUUGGUGGGAAAGGGGAAGUCACGAGAUCGGGUAGAGUGUGGGUUAUGGAUCCCGUUGACGGCACGCUAUCGUUUAUGCAAAAUCGGCAGUAUGCUGUUGCUCUCUGUCUGCUAGUCGAUGGUGUAGAGAAGGUGGGCGUCAUCGGUUGUCCCAAUCUGGCUUUCGACGUCAAUGCCCCCUUGGGGACUACCAGGAUCCAUGAAGAUCAAGUGGAUGAGGACGGGUAUGGUGUGGUUCUGUCUGCUGUCAAGGGGCAAGGCACUUGCGUCCGCAAGAUGGAAGAGAAAGGAAUUGGAGAGCCACGGCGCAUCGAUCUCACACAGCUAGCCGAGAAGUCUCCCACGAGCCUGAACUUUGUCGAAAGCACACUGGGAAAGACAUCGCUUUCGCAACCAGAACACAAGGCUGUUGCAGAGAGCCUAGGCGCCACUUGGCCCGGGACAGUCCUCUGGUCGCAGCAGCUCAAGUACAUUGCGCUAGCACUUGGAUCCACAGAUGUCAUGGUACGAGUACCGAAAAAUGUCUCCCGAUUUACCUAUAUAUGGGAUCACGCCGGUGGACACAUUCUAUUUCAGGAAGCUGGUGGAAUGAUUAGUGAUUUCAACGGCGAGCAGAUUGAUUUUGGACAGGGAAGGCAGAUCAAGGGCGAGCGGAAUUGGGGCAUGAUUGCUACGAUGCCGAGUUUGUUUGAGGAGGUUGGUCGGGCCGUGAAAGACGUGCUCGGACGGAGACCGCAGUGA